Molecule: messenger RNA, 962 nt
Organism: Brassica rapa (field mustard)
Lineage: Eukaryota; Viridiplantae; Streptophyta; Magnoliopsida; Brassicales; Brassicaceae
Product: ras-related protein RABA1i-like
Molecular function (GO): GTPase activity; GTP binding
Source: RefSeq, a predicted model, not a curated record
ACAAACAAAUACAGGAGAUUCCUUGAAUUUCUCUGGUACCUCUCGCUGUCUUCCCAAACUCAAAACUCAAUUUAGAAAACGUUACAAACAACAGAAGACAAAAAUAUUAUUUUUAGAACCAAACAAAAAAACAUUUGGGAUUGAAGUAUUGUCAACCCACGUUCUUGGAACAGCCAAAUAACAUUCUCAUUCUUGAAUAAAACUGUCUCAAGAACAAACUCAUAAAGACAAAAGAGUUUAGCUUUGGACGUAACAUGGGAGCAUAUAGAGCAGAAGACGAUUACGAUUACCUCUUCAAGGUGGUCUUAACCGGAGACUCUGGUGUCGGAAAAUCUAAUCUGUUAUCUCGUUUCACAAGAAAUGACUUCAGCAACGACUCACGUGCCACCAUCGGUGUCGAAUUCGCUACACGUAGCAUCCAAUGCGAUGACAAGAUCGUCAAAGCUCAAAUCUGGGAUACAGCCGGUCAAGAAAGGUACCGUGCCAUCACGAGCGCAUAUUACAGAGGAGCCGUUGGUGCGUUGCUAGUUUACGACGUGACACGUCACGUGACGUUCGAGAACGUUGAGAGGUGGCUCAAGGAGCUAAGGGACCACACGGACGCAAACAUUGUGAUAAUGCUCGUUGGUAACAAAGCUGAUCUUCGUCACCUUAGAGCUAUCUCUACCGAAGAAGCUAAGGCCUUUGCGGAGAGAGAGAACACCUUUUUCAUGGAGACAUCAGCACUUGAAGCUCUGAAUGUUGAGAAUGCUUUCACCGAAGUUCUCACAGAGAUUUACAGAGUGGUUAGCAAGAAAGCUCUUGAAGCUGGAGAUGAUCCAACCACAGCUUUGCCUAAAGGACAGACGAUUAAUGUCGGAGGCCGAGAUGAUAUCUCAGCCGUUAAAAAACCUGGUUGCUGCUCUGCUUAGAUACACUCGUUUCUCUUUCUUUCUUGUAUUUUAUUUAUUAAGCAUUAACAU